This is a messenger RNA of Coregonus clupeaformis (lake whitefish), 5107 nucleotides long. Its product is annotated as leucine-rich repeat-containing protein 3. Gene Ontology annotation, molecular function: protein binding. The record is from RefSeq and is a predicted model, not a curated record. The transcript has 2 exons. Bases 228 to 1361 code for a protein of 377 amino acids. Lineage: Eukaryota; Metazoa; Chordata; Actinopteri; Salmoniformes; Salmonidae. Gene Ontology annotation, cellular component: extracellular matrix.
CUCUCUCUCUCUAUCUCUCUCUCUCUCUCACCCGUUCUCUUCCGCCCGCACUCUCUCUCUCUAAGGUCCUCAUCACCUAAGGGUUGAAUCGUUGCCACAACAAAACAACUUUCCCUGGUGAACAUUUAAAGAACGUAUCCAGCUCCUGUCUCAAAGCCAGUGGUGGUUUUUUCUGUGUGUUCUUUAGUGGAUGUGCUUACAGUCUUAUUUUUCUUCUCCACCAAUCGAUGUUCCUUCCGUGUUCUUCCACUCACCUCCUGUGGAUGUUCCGUGUGUUCUAUAUCCUCUUGUCAUCCUGUUUUCUGUUCUGUUCCACAAGGCUCAGCUGGCCCUGGCGUCUCCCUCUGGACCUGGGGUGUGUCGGGGGCUAUGGUGAGGACAUGCACCUCAGCAGGAGGACUGGAUGUCAUGGAGGAGAUGGAAUGGGGCUGGAGAGAGGAUUGGGGAAUGUGUUGGGGAGAGAGUUGGAGAGAGGAGGGCUUGGGAAAGAGAGAGGACUGGAGCGAGGGAUGGCGAGAGAGAGAGGGCAGGGAUUGGGGACAGGGCUGGGGCAGGAGACAAGGCUUGGGAGAGGCCUGGGAGGCUGGUCAUUCACCCUGCUGGUCCUGCUCCUCCUCCUCCCCCCGGUGUUCCCCCAGUGCCCUGACAGCUGCCACUGUGUGUGGGAGAGCAGCGUGGUGCUGUGUGCGGACGCUGGGCUCCGUGAGUUUCCCCAGGGCCUUCCUCCGGACACCGUCACCCUCCACCUGGAGAGAAACUACAUCCGCUCGCUUCCCGAGGGCGCCUUCAGGGAACUGACCCACCUGAGGGAGCUGUACCUCUCCCACAACCGCAUCGAGACACUCUCCUCCGGGGCCCUGCGCCACCUGAGCUCAGAGCUCCGUCUCCUGGACCUUUCACACAACCAGUUACGCCGGGCCAGCCGGGACGAGUUCAGUUCCACGCGGGCCAAGACGCGCCUCUACCACAACCCGUGGCACUGCGACUGUACCCUGCAGGAGCUGAUGGAGACGUUAAAUCUAGAGCCGGAGACGGUCAACGGGAUCGUGUGUGAGAGCUCGGUGAGGGGCGCCGGCGAGGGGAGUCGCUGGGAGGAUCCAGGGGGGGCAAGGGAGCACGCCGGUCAACCCCUGGUUAAGUUGCUCGACUCUGGGGUGAACUUCUGUAGUCUCCAGAGGAAGACCACGGAUGUGGCUAUGCUGGUGACCAUGUUUGUGUGGUUCUUCAUGGUCAUUGUUUAUGUGGUCUAUUACGUGAGACAGAACCAGGCUGAGACCAGAAGACAUCUGGAGUAUCUGAAGAGUUUGCCCAGUCCGAGGAAAACACCCACAGAGACAGACACGAUAAGCACCGGUCUCUGAACUAUUUAUUUAUUGCCUUUAUUUAAUCAGGUAAAAGUUAUUGAGAACGCAUUCUCCUUUACAAAAACAACCAAGAGAAGGUUUAAGAAAAGGCUGUAGAGACAAUUCAUGUCUCUGUAUUGGGAUGGAGCUUAUUGUACAAUUGUUAAUCGAAAAUGGAUUCUCUAUAACAACUCUGACUUGAAUUAAAUUAUUACAAAAUUUUCUUUUUGUACCUACUGUGUCUUUUCCAUAAUUAUUUAUAUUUUUUUACCCUAACUACAUUUUUUCUUUUCUUUUUCUGGUGGCUUUCGUCUUCCAUUGUACUCUUAACAGGGAAAACUCACCUUGACCUAAUUCGUUUUGACAGACAGAUAGCAGAUCAUUAAAACAUAUAAUCAGAGGGAGUGUCUGUUUCUACUCUGUAUAUCAGGUUCCGAAGGUAUGUGAUGUUGUUUAGUGUUCAGGAUCAUUAGUCCUACUUCACCUACUUCUCCAGCCCUUGAUGAUCAGUGAAGAAGGCUGUUUUAACCUCUCACUCUACAAGGUCACUGAGUCUGAACCAGCCAGUCAUCUAUAUCCAAAUCCUAUCUUUUACCUCCCUACGAGCCAGGACACACAGCCUGAGAUCCUCUGGCAGGGCACUGUUGACCAUUCCAAAGUGUAGGUUGACAACUAAAGGAGAUCGGGGCAUUUGCCAUCGGGGCCCUGAGACUUUGGAAUGGUCUGCCAGAGGACAUCAGGCUUACAGAUUCAGUGCCUCUUUUUAAAUGCCUUUCUGAAGACACACUUUUAUAAAGAUGCUUAGUACUUUUCUUUUAUGAUGUGAAGCACUUUGUUACUUGUAUUGAAAAGCACUAUACAAAUAAAGUUAUAUUAUUAUAUUAAUCCCCGCUAAUCCCUCAAUCCCCACUACAUCAAUUCCUUCCUGCUGUUCUAAAUUUACCCUGGCCCUAGGAAGUGGGUGGUGAAUCAGUUUUUUAGUCAUCAAGUACGUGGCAAGCAAUCAUUUCUAAAUUGGCCGAGUGGUAGAGACUAGUGUAUGACGGCAUGGUAUCAGCUGUCUCGGAAGCAGAGAAAUUAAAUUAAGACCUGAUUUAGAAUUGGUUUUGUUAAAAAAUGAUCAGACGAAUGAAACGAACUGCUCGUUUCUGUGGAUCCUAAUGUAUCUGCUUAGUGCUGUUUUAAAUCCUGUCUGUCUGUCUGUCUGUCUGUCUGUGGGGUUAAAGUAAUGCUCCUAUAUUUUCCUCCUGGACAUUCUUAUUGUUAGUGAAGUGAGUUUAAAGAGACAAUUGUAUUUUGGAUACAUUCAAUUUGUACCGCGGAGGAUCCACGUUAUAGCGCGAUUGAAAUGUAAAGGUCAUUUUCAAUUGAGCAAACAUAUGCAGAGUUUACCGUGAACGCAGUCUUCGCGAACAGUCUUCGCACUAUGCAUUGAAACUAGGGGCUCUAUUCAAUUGUGGAAGUUCAGCAUUACAGCGUGAUUGAAAUUUAAAGGCAACGUUACCGCAUUAGCAGAGACUGCAUUCACGGUAAACGCUGCAUAUGUCAGCUCAAUCGGAAAUUAUCUUAAAAUGUAUAUUGCGCAAUCUGUAACGCUUCAGCGAUACCGAUUGAAUAGAGGCCUGGGCCUUUGUUAAUGCCCUGAACUAAAUGAAGGCAUGCAGGUGAAUGUGUUAUACGUUGAAUGCCUUUUUUUUUCUUACAUUAUUGAAAUCCCAAAAUGAAAUGGAUUAGAAUUACUCCUGUACCACAUUGUUAUAUCAAUCAGAAUAGGAUGUUAUGUGUUUCAUGAAAAAAAACAGUUUGUACAGUAGCCUAUAUGUUGUAAGUUUGUCUCAGACAAACCCUAAGUGAUUUUGUAUUUUAUGUGUACUUUUGUGGUGUUCAGAGUUCCAUUCUAGUACAGGUUGUGGUAUAGCACUGUCCCUUUAAAUGAUAGCGCUGUUAAUUUAAAUGAUAGCAUUUACCCUUUCAAUGAUAACCCAACUCCUUUAAUCGAUAGCACUGUCCUGUCAUUAACUGUUGCGUAACUGUUUUGUGUCAUAGGCUACAAUGAAUAUAGACCACAAACUGAAUGACAAAACCGAUUCUGUGGAGACGCCGAUAACUCAAACAAAAAGAACCAAGCAUGCAUCCUUCUGUGUCAUUUUUAUAAAGUUUUUUAUUUGUGAUGUAUUUUUGUCCUGCUGAUUUGUUUUCCCUCCUGUUUAAAAUGUCAAUAAUGACUCUAACAAAGAUUACAUCAUAGAUUUGGAAACCAAUACAUCAAAUAAUAAAUGAACUUUAAAACCAAAUUUCGGGAAAAAAAUAAAUAUAUAAAAAAUAAAACAAACGUGGCUCUGUGUUGUUUAGAGAAAUGCUUCUACCUUUUAUUGCUAUUGUGAAAGGUGAAAGGUGAAAGGUGAAAGGUGAAAGGUGAAAAGUCAGGAAAGAAAAUAAAAAAAAUUUAAGGACAGGAUGACAAUCAAUUCAUACAGUUUCUGAUGAUCGCGGUUGGCAAUGUUUCCCAUUCCUCCUCUUAUCUACCAUGCUUAAAAACAAUCUUAAAAUAUUGAAAAAACGAUUUUACAUUUACAAAAUAGUACAUGAUAUGAACUUAGCACCUCCACACUAAAUUUGGAAUACUCUCUCCAACGAAUAAAACAAAAAAUAAAAUGGGGUGCCGCCAUCAUCCAUCUUGUGAUCCAUGGUCUCUCGCUGUGUGUUCUGACUGCAUGCCACCAUUCGAUAUGCAUUUAGCCCAAACACACAGACCAAGGCAGGGUGCAUACAGGGCACACAAUCUAGAUUUGGUAUGGCUUCUAUCUCUGGGAAUAUAAUACCAACAGAAAUAAGUUCAAUCAUACUUUCAGGUUACAGAAACAAAUAAUCUCCCCGGAUAUUUUAUGCCACACACUCUUCUCUCGAGCAUUAUGGGGGUGAAUAGCAACCCCCAAAAAAUGUAAAUAAAAAAUGUAAAAUAAAAAGUGACUUCAGCCUGUUACUUGUUUUUCUUUUAUUUCCAAUUUACAUGAAUCAAAACCGUAACAAAAACAAAAUCAGAUCAUCAUAUUUAAUAAUACUACUAAUAAUAGUAAUGCUAUUAUUAUUAACAAUAAUACUAUUAUUAAUAAUAAUAACAAAAAAUAUACACACCCUCACAAACUAAUGCACCCUCUACCCUGGUCAUGAUGAUUUUCCUCUGUGUGUAAAUGAGGGCUGGAUUGUCUAGUAGUGAUAUCAAGUCUAACAGCCCUAUCCCGUUCGUGAUCCUAGGGGGGCGUGUCCUGAUCCUAGAGGGGCAUGGCCAGGGCCGAGGUACUUCCUGCCAGGGCAGAAGGUACUUCCUGUGUGAGGGGACAGUGGGGGCUUAUGGGAGGAAGUGGAGUGGGAUAGGUCAAGGGUCAAAGUCAACUUCUGGUGGGCUUCUCACAACAUGGGGUCUAAUGCACCAGAUAAGAUCGCCCAAGCUCGAUUUGUAAACUUGGAUUCAGGGUUAAAAGGCCAUAACUUUGCUUUGUUGUUUUUUUAUUUUUUUAGUGUGAGGUAGCUUAAAAUAUUAUAAUUAAAACAAAAUAAAACAAACAAAAAAAGUUUAGAGCUGGGUUUGAUUCCGAAUUGAACAUGUCUCUUACAAAAUAUAUAAUGGACAUGGUUUAUGUUUCAUUGGGCUGCAAGGAGGAGGGUCGGGGUUGGGGGGGAGGGGCAGCGACAUUUACCACUCUGAAAAAUAAUCUCAGCGUGAAAUGUACUCUCUGAAAAAUUUAUAUAUAUAUGUAUACACA